AACAAAUGAGCGACGAAAAUCCGGGCUCGGGAGCCCCGCUCAAUUCAAACGUCCAAGUUUCUUAACCCCCCGGCGGCGCGUUAAUCGCGUUUUAAGAGAACAUUUUUUUUCAUUCGUUCAUAACGGACCUUUCUUUACUGCGAAAACGUCGGUAUGACGUGCGACUUGAGCUGCGGAUGCCCAAAACGAGGCUUGGACUACUACGGUUUGUUGGGGAUAAAGAAAAACAGUCGCGACCUCGACAUCAAAAAAGCUUUCCGUCGUUUGGCUACCCGACAUAAUCCUGAGAGGCUGGGCAGUGACGAAAGCUCCCGAGUAAUUUUUUCCCUCGUCGCUGAGGCUUACGACGUCCUGUCAAAUCCGUUAAGACGCACCGUCUACGAUCAGUACGGCGAGGAAGGCUUGAAGAGCGGCGUCCCGGGACCUCACGGUUACGUCCAACCUUAUGCUUACCACGGAGAGCCGAUGCGCACGUACAGAAACGAAGUACAUUUUGGUGCCGAUCAAAUAAGAAUUCUAUUGUUUCGUGAGUGCGAGUGGCGAGGCAGGAAACUUCUUUUUGACUCUGUUUCGGCAAGAAAAGUAAGCAAUGCGUCGGGUGAUGUGCCCUCUGGCAAUCACCAACCCACUCAACAAAAUGGCAAACCAUCAAAUUCAACGUGUCCGAGAAACGGAACAGGUCUUAUCGCAGAGCAUGAGAAAGUUGCCUGCGACGACGUCAGUCUUCUCAGCGAAAUGAUUUUUGGUACAGUGGCAAUGACAUACAGAGGAUCGCUGUUCAAAGUACACGCUCUGAAUGCCCCCAGAUGUAUAAUGUGUACCAAAGUCUUUCCGGCUCCUGAUCACAGUGCUCGCAAGUUGAGCGAAAGACAAUCGGACGAGCUUCUGAGACACUCGACGACUGUCGACUCAAACUCGAGUAGCGGUAGUACGAGAAAUACGAUGCCUCAUAUGAAUUCGGGAAAUUUUUCUGCCAACUCUCUCAGUCCAGGCUUACGAAAAAAUUCUACAUGCUCAAGUACGAGCAGCGGUUGGGACAUAGACAUCCCAUUGUUGGGCAGUACACAAUCGUUGGAGAGUAAUGGUUCAUCCGGGUUCGGUAGUUCGACGAGUUUACGCAGAAGAUGGUUGAGAGCAGUCUCAACGACUCUGAGCCACGCAGAAUUGGAAGAAAAAUUUGGUAUUCAAGCGUACUGUGAGAACUUGAGCAACGAGAACCGAGAAAACUGUUAUCGUCGUCAUAAAACUCGUUUUGGACUCGCAGUUCUAAUUCAGCUUACACCUGGCUUCGAACGACAGAUGGAAACACGUUUGCUGGAACACGUUGGCCAAUUGGAAACAAUGCUAAAUCGUUUGUGUUACGCUUGCAUAGAAACAUGUAGAUGUCACCGUAAAAGUAAUGGCGAAUGUAAAGGAUUGACUUCUCGUAUGCAUCGAGCAUCAAACAGAUGUAUCACGUGGCUUUUACGCUUGCUCUCCAACAUUAACGCCGACAGAAUACCGUCUCUGUGGCACGAAGUUAUAACGAGUACGUCGACGCCUCUUGUGCACAGAACUCAUACGCUCCAUCGCAAUCUUCGACAGAUUUGCCAGUUGAUUAAUGGGGUUGACACAAAAUCAACUAAUUUUUUUCUGAGCACCGUUUUAACUGCUGUAUUGACGCAUCAUCUGGGCUGGGUUCAAACUGUAAUGUCACCGAAAAACAAACAACUGAUGGAGGAUUUGGGGAAACGAUAUCCGUGCAAUCCGCUCUGGGCUCAAUUAGGCGAUUUGUACGGUGCACUUGGAAAUCCAUCAAAGCUGGUGCAUACAGUAAUAGCAGGUGAUUCGGAUAAGACAGAACUGAUAAACGGGGUAUUGACGUGUCUGUCGUACUUCAUACGAAGUGCAGUAGUGAAAAAACGUCGUGAAUAUCGUUGUUCAUCCGAGCAGGACGUAAGAGAAGCGAUAGCUGUGUUGGAGCGAAAAAAACGAACGAACGAGCGUUACGUUAAUUCGUCCCAUGCAACGAACAAGUUGAGAGUAUCGACGGAGGAAGGCUCAUCGGUAUCGCAAAGUGAGGAAUUGAGGCCAGAAAUUCGAUGCAAAUCAUCGAUGGGAACGAUUUCAACGAAAAGCAUUUGUGCGGAUGUGGUGAGUCCGAGUAAAACAAGUAAGGGGAGAAAAAUCAGCUCAAUCGACUCGAGCAUUCCUCGACUGAAGCGUACAACCAGUGCGCAAAAAAAUCUUGACACGCUUUCCUCAAAUUCGAUCGACAGCCGAUUAAAGUGUCCGGUUAAGGUGGAAACUUUGGAUGACGAUGACCCGAGCAUCGAGGUGCCUCUGUUGUCGCCGGGUAUGACGGAAAAAAAUUACCCAACGAGCACAGUGAAAAUAAUUGUAAGUGAAACAACGACGGGAAGUCCUACGAACGACGUAGGAGGGACAAAAAAACGCAUACCGCGCGUCGCACCAAGAUUUAAUCUGCAGAAUAAGGUUGAACUUGAAGAAUCCGAACUUGACGGAUUAACGAUGGCAACGAAAUUGGCAAUGUCGUUGCAGCGACGGAACGACAGUGGUUUUGAUUCACAAAAAUUUUAUCCGGAAUAUUGUCCUCUCGAGACUGAAGCCUUUUACGCGCGUUUGGAUGUCGCUAAGAACGAACAACAGUCCCAAGUGUUUUUCACUCUUGGCGAAGAGGAUAAAAGUUUUGAGGAGAAACCACGUAACACGCAACAGAUCGAUACCAAUUGUCAAUGUUCUUUUGCAUUUACGAGAGUCCCGAGUACAUCGGCCGAAUUACCCGAAGGCGUAUUGAGAAAAAUCAUCCAGAGAAACUUCCCGGAAUCGUCUAAAAGCAUACAGCGGCCCUCGUUGACGUCGUUUAGAAAUGAAAAACUCGGCGUCUCGUGUCCAAAAUGUAACGGCGCUGGUUUAGCAGUCCCUCAAACCUUCGAAGGUAGCAAAUUACUUUUGGAAACCCCGACCAACGCCACUGAAGUUCUUCGUACUUGCGGCAACUCCGUCGGCAAUCGAGCUGCAAGAUUAUUUCGUUCCAACAGUCUCGAGGCUCUCAUGGAAGCUAAUAAUGUCGUUGAACUCCCGAUGCCGAGAUCAAAGAAAUCGGCACCGAGCACAAACGAGUCUGGCGAAGUGACGGGUUUCACGAAGACCCUCCUACCGAGAAGAGUCAAGAGCAACAUCGACGAAAUCGUGGACUCGACGAUAUACGAUUCGGGUUACACUUCGGGUCUAGUCAUACAGGGUUUGACGAAAAAGAAGAGAAGGAAGGAGAAAAGUUCGGGUGAAAACCACGAGAACGAGAAUGUUGAGAUCGAUUGGUUGACACAAUUACGAGAAGAAGUGAACAUAAAUGCCAAAUUUCCGGUCAUCGAUCAACCGGUCUCCGAAGCAUUGUGCAUUCUCGCCGAUAUGGACAGUUGGCAAGUUGGUGUAUUGUCCAACACAUCGACUGUUCAAAACUCUUUGGUACCAGUAGGAAUGUCCCGUCUUGUUGCAACGAUGCUCGAGUCAUUUGCUUAUUUGUGGACGAAGUAUCGAUCGCCAACUCAUUGUAUCGGCAUAUUCGAGUGCAAGUUACGAGAAAUGUGGCUAAGGAGCGAAGCACUUGCCGAGAUGUUAAUGGCUGUGGACGUGUGUGACGUUACGAUAGGAAGUUUGACUAAAGCACUGGAUCUCGACGCUGCGGACAUACCCUUGUUACUCGCAGUUGCGACAACUCACUCCCCCCAAAUAGCGCAGAGAUUUGGGUUGAGCCUCGCUUGAAUCAAGCUCGAAAUAAAUACCGUGUUGGUAGUCAUUUUAUAAGUGAAUUAGGAUCGUUCCAUUAUUAAAUGCGUAUGUUGACACGAAAACCAGAAGAUCGUAAUCAUCCAUUUUUAUUCGUGAAAACUAGUUUCAUUGAUCAUGAGCAGUAUUUACCGAAUCAAGUAAGAUUAAUAGAAAAUGUCGAAAAUUCCGAAGUCUUUUGGAGCUCUUUUUUGGCUCUGCACAACUCAGGGACCUCUGAAAUAUCACUCUUUUAACGUUAGUUCAAACCGUUUCUCAAUGCUGGGGCGUUAUUUUGGGAAUACUCCAAUGCGAAAACUGUGCCUUUCUAGAGAAUGUCAUGAACCUAAUCUGAUGUUAGUAGAUACAUAAGAUUGCGAGAAUGAAGAGGAAAAAUAAAUGUUUUGAUUGAAGGAAACUCUUCUGUCAAAUUUACAUUUUCAUUUGAAAACUAGUUUUCACUGAUAAAAUUGAGUUUUAACGUCAUUUGGAUUUGGAACGUAAAAUAGAAAGAUAUCGAACAUGGUUGAUAUCUUCUCUAGCAUUGGAAAGUUAAUUUCAAAAUAAAUGAUGAGCGAUCGCGUGACAAACGAAUGGAAUCGUCGCUCAAAAGCGCUUUUUAAAGAAAAGAUAUCAACAAUUGAAUUAUCUCGAAACGCGAUUAAAGUAUAUUUAGUCAUAUCUUAACGUGUUACCGAUAAAUCGGUAAUUGAAACGAGGUCGGAUUGGAAGUCUGCGUAGUAUUUAAAAACUAAAAGAUUUGCUUUUAAUCUUUUGCGCACAAGUAACGCCGCCAGCGAGCUUCGAGCUUCAACGUGAUAUAUAGAAAUUCGUGAAUCCAAAAAAUUUUGCAAUAUUAUAUCGAUUGAGACAAAUGUAUGCUUAGAAUGAGUUCUGAAUAUUAUUAGUUUCAUACAAAUUAAGACGAGUCUUAAUGUGAAUAGAGUCUUAACAACCGUGAAAUAUCACGCUUUAUUUUUCUCUGUAAAUAUGUAAUCCCUCUUUUUUUUUCUAUAAACCGUCAGUUUACCCAAAUUCGAAAAAGCAACGAUCAAUGAGCGGGAGAUGAAGAACCGUCUCAAAAAUGCUAGAUGAUAAAUAUUCGAUUUAAAUUUUUUAACGGAAUUUAAAGAAUCGCAGCUAACGAUGUGAUUCGAUAUCUAAUUGUAAUGGAGAUCAAUCAACCAUUCGGUUAGGAUAAAAAUCGAAAAAAACGAUUAUUAUACGAUAACCGUAAAAGACAUAUGAAUUCGAGUAUCUAACCUAGUUACCAAAUACUCGUGGUAAGGAGACAUCUGUGUUCGUUUAGCGUAUUAAGUUCGAAAUAAAUUUGAAGCAUCGAGAUACUUGCUUUUUUACAUGAAAAUGCGAAUUAGUUGACAAAAUAAUCGAGCAAAAUAACUAAUAAAAAACAUUAGGUUUUGUAA
Messenger RNA from Venturia canescens, 5195 nucleotides. Its product is annotated as folliculin-interacting protein 2. Lineage: Eukaryota; Metazoa; Arthropoda; Insecta; Hymenoptera; Ichneumonidae. The transcript is spliced from 12 exons. Gene Ontology annotation, cellular component: cytoplasm. Bases 154 to 3765 code for a protein of 1203 amino acids. Gene Ontology annotation, molecular function: ATPase inhibitor activity; protein-folding chaperone binding. The record is from RefSeq and is a predicted model, not a curated record.